CGUAAACCUACUGGCGGGCGUGAUGCGGUAGGUGGAUUACAUCAAGAAGCGCAUAUAUCCAUGGAAAAUGGCUACGGAAAUCCAUCUGCGUCUAGUACUCGGUUCGGCUUCGCGGCUGCGAUUUGUAGCUCGGACCAGAUGGGUCAACAAGACCCAUGGUUUUGGUAUCAUGGAUCCGUGCCGCUUUCCUACAACUCGGGUCCUCCGCAAAACUCUAUGAGGUGGCGCGCCUCCUAUCAACAUCCUGCUGGCGAUCAUUACGACCACGACAACUCGGUUGCGCAAAUAUUCGGGCAUUACUCUAGUGGCCGCGCAAAAGAGUUUUCCGCCAAGUCCAACAACUCGUCAAGGAACGGCACCGCCAGAGCAAUACCAAAAACUGCGCCGUCGGCAUCCAUGUCGAAAAUGCUAAAUGAGCUGUUGAAGAGACCGGAAAAGGUACACGAAGUCGCUCCUGUGCCGGUUUUAGCGGAACGACGUGAAGGCUUUUCGAGUUCGACGACAAAUUUGUCGUCUCAGACCUGUUCUGCGCAACAAGCAGAGGAAGAUGAGCGGGAGCGUAGACUCCUUGAAGGAAUAGAAGAAGAGUUGUUAGAAAUGGACGGAGAAAAACCUCUUCAACGAGAAGUGUCGGAACAGCCGCCCGAAACGACAUCUCGAUCCGCCACUUCGACAGACAACGAGCAAACGGAUAAAGAGGAAUAUCAAGCGGUGCUCCAGUCCUCCAACGACAUCAAGCUGAAAUCGACAACCACAGCUCGUCAGGGUACUGCGAAGAGCGCGGCGGGUGAACCCUGGACUUCAUCCUACGAUCACCUGAGACGCC
Amoebophrya sp. A25 is the source of this 826-nucleotide messenger RNA. The record is from the annotation of a GenBank genome assembly. NCBI's taxonomy places the organism in Eukaryota, Dinophyceae, Syndiniales, Amoebophryaceae.